Molecule: messenger RNA, 1803 nt
Organism: Drosophila persimilis
Lineage: Eukaryota; Metazoa; Arthropoda; Insecta; Diptera; Drosophilidae
Product: peroxisomal N(1)-acetyl-spermine/spermidine oxidase
Exons: 1
Coding region: 59-1519 (486 amino acids)
Molecular function (GO): polyamine oxidase activity
Source: RefSeq, a predicted model, not a curated record
AGAAGUGUGCCCGCGAGUCGAGUGCCGGAAAACCAACAACAACUGUAUCCCCCUCAAAAUGAGUGCCGCAUCCCUUCGCCUGCUCAGCAAAACCAAACAGACCGCCCGCAUCAUCAUAGUCGGAGCAGGAUCGGCGGGUAUCGCGGCCGCCACCCGCUUGUUGGAGCAGGGGUUCCGAAAUGUGCUGCUGCUGGAGGCGGAGGACCGCAUCGGCGGACGCAUCCAUACGAUCCCAUUCGCGGACAACGUCGUGGAUCUGGGCGCCCAGUGGUGUCACGGCGAGCAGGGAAACGUGGUGUACCAGCGGGUUAAAGAUCAGAAUAUGCUGGAGGCGACGGAGCCCCACUACGACAACUUCAAGUGCGUGCGAUCUAACGGGGAAGUGCUGCCCGAGGCGAUCGCGGAACCGCUGAAGACAAUCGCGUUCAACUCCAUUCCGGAGAGACAGACGGAUCUGGGGAGCUAUGACGGCUCCCUGGGUGACUACCUGGACAUGAAGUACUGGAAGGAGCUGGCCAAGCUGCCGCCCAUCGACCGCACCAUCGCCGAGGAGUUCCUCGAAGUAUUCCACAAGUUUGAGGCGUCUGUGGAAGCCGCUGAUCACCUGUACGAAGUGUCUGGCCGCGGACACCUGGAGUACUGGCUGUGCGAGGGCGAACUGUUGCUCAACUGGCGGCAGAAGGGCUACAAGCAGUUCCUCAGAGUUUUGAUGAAAGCCCAGGACGCUCAGCCAGAAGAUCUGGGCGUGCUCAAGGGACACGUGCUGCUCAACAAGCGCAUUGCCGAGAUCAACUGGGAAGGGGCCGAUGAGCUGAAGAUCCGUUGCUGGAAUGGGGAGAUUCACACAGCGGAUCACGUCAUCUGCACCGUCUCCCUGGGAGUACUGAAGGAGCAGCAUAGGCAUCUCUUUGUGCCCAACCUCCCCGCGGCAAAGGUGCGGGCUAUCGACGGCCUCAAGCUGGGAACGGUUGAUAAGUUCUUCCUAGAGUUCACUGCCCCGCCCCUGCCCGAAGACUGGCCCGGCUUCAACUGCCUCUGGCUGAAGAAGGAUCUGGACGAGCUGCGCGGCUCGGAGCUGUUUUGGCUGGAGAGUGUCUUUGGAUUCUAUCCCGUCUCGCACCAGCCCCGCAUUUUGCAGGGAUGGAUUAUUGGAGCGCAUGCCCGCCACAUGGAGACGCUCACCGAGGAGACGGUUCUGCAGGGCUUGCUAUGGCUCUUCCGCAAGUUCCUGCCCUUCGAGGUGGCUCCCCCACAACGCUUCCUGCGCACCCAGUGGCAUGCGAAUCCCAACUUCCGCGGUAGCUACACCUUCCGCUCCACCUACACGGACGAGCUGCGUACAGGUGCCUGGGAUCUGGAAGCUCCGCUGACGGAUGUCGGCGGUCGGCCACGCCUUCAGUUCGCCGGAGAGUCCUCCCACAAGCACUACUACUCCACCGUGCAUGGGGCCGUGGAGACGGGAUGGCGUGAAGCGGAACGUCUGAAUGUUUACUACAAGGCCCGAACGGCGCAGCUGUGAGCCAAGAUGCAAAGGAUCAAUGGGGCAUGAAGUAUACAAUAAGUACGAGUUUGAUGUAUGAGUAGAGUGAAAAGAAACGAAGUACAAAACGUAAUACAUGUGCUUUGUGCGGUACUUGAAAAGUACCUAUUGAUUGUCCAGCUGUUCAACUUAAAUACAGAUUUUGAUAAGAUAUAAUCGUAUCGAUUUCAGCAUUUAUUAGAUUAAAUGAAAGCAAUUCAAUAUAUCAGACCAGUUUGCUGAAAGUUUUGUUUGCUUGCAUUAUACUUUAAGAAGCUAAAUAA